CUCUCUUUCUCUCUCUCUCUCUCUGUUUACUCGUUUGUUCCUUCAUGUGUUUGCAACAACAUAUCUGUGUGCCAAGCAAAUGAGACAAGCCCUUUUUUGUGAUUCGAAUCUCUUCGAUAUCUUGAAUUACCAUUUCCUUAUUCUCGUGCUUAGAAGCUACUCCAUAUAAACCCGGAUCUUAUUGCUACUUGAGCAAUAAACCCGGAUCUGUUGCAUUUUCACUUGAAAAAAUCCCAUCUUUUUUUUUUUUUUUUUUUCAUAUAUAGCAUAUAUUUUCUCCUCCCUUUUUAUUUUUGUUUUGUUGAAGUGGCUCACAUUUGGUGUGUAAAGGAAUCUGACCAGUGAAUGUAACAAGAGUUUAACAAAUACCUGAACUCUUAAAACAUAAACACAGCACUUUGAUAAAAGUUAUAACAAAAAAAACAGGAACACACGAGAGGUUUUGUUUUGUCGGUUGAAAAAAAAUGUCAAAUUCUCUUUCGCUGACGUUGUUGGCUCUCAACAACCCUCAGUUGAGUGCUCUCAACAACCCAAACGCGCGGUUGCGUCCUUUGACGAGCCUCACAAGCAGGGUCACGCGAUGCUCUGCCAUAGACAGCAAGGGGUUCUUGGGGACCCGGUUGCGAACGAGCGGGUCGGAGCGGUUCCAGUUUUGGCAAUCGGGCGGGCCGGGUCGGUUGCCGAAGCUGAGGGUGGCGGUUCGGUCGGCAUUCUCGGCUGUGCCGGAGAAGCCGUUAGGGCUUUAUGAUCCGGCUAUGGAUAAGGACUCGUGUGGGGUUGGAUUCGUGGCCGAAUUGUCGGGUCAAAGCAAUCGAAAAACGGUAACCGAUGCGUUGGAGAUGUUGGUGCGCAUGACGCACAGAGGUGCAUGCGGAUGUGAAGCUAACACUGGAGAUGGUGCCGGGAUUCUUGUUGCAGUUCCUCAUGCGUUUUACAAGGAGGUUGUGGAUUUUGAGCUUCCUCCCCAAGGAAAAUAUGCAGUUGGCAUGGUUUUCUUGCCUAAAUCCGACAGUCGUAGGAAGGAAAGCAAAAAUAUUUUUAGAAAGGUUGCCGAGUCUCUGGGGCACUCGGUUCUUGGUUGGCGUUCUGUGCCCACAGAUAACACAGGAUUGGGCAAAUCAGCCUUGCAGACUGAACCAGUGAUCGAGCAGGUGUUUCUUACACCAAGUGCUCACUCAAAAGUUGAUUUGGAACGACAGAUGUACAUAUUAAGGAAGCUCAGCAUGGUUGCCAUUACGUCUGCGUUGAACCUACAAAAUGAUGGCAUUAAAGAUUUCUAUAUCUGUUCACUUUCAUCAAGGACUGUUAUUUACAAAGGUCAGCUAACACCAGCUCAGUUGAGGGAUUAUUAUUCUGCAGACCUUGGCAAUGAAAGGUUUACGAGCUACAUGGCCCUGAUACAUUCUCGAUUUUCUACGAAUACUUUUCCUAGCUGGGAUCGUGCUCAACCUAUGCGUGUAUUGGGCCACAAUGGAGAAAUCAAUACACUCAGGGGCAAUGUUAACUGGAUGAAGGCACGUGAGGGCUUAUUGAAAUGCAAGGAGCUUGGUUUGUCAGAGACUGAGUUAAAGAAGCUUUUGCCCAUUGUAGAUGCAAAUUCAUCUGAUUCAGGAGCUUUUGAUGGUGUGCUUGAGUUUUUGCUUCACUCUGGAAAAAGCCUUCCUGAAGCUGUUAUGAUGAUGAUUCCUGAAGCAUGGCAAAAUGACAAGAACAUGGAUCCUCAGCGUAAAGCAUUUUAUGAAUACUACUCUGCUCUCAUGGAGCCAUGGGAUGGACCAGCUCUUAUAUCAUUUACCGAUGGUCACUAUCUUGGAGCUACAUUGGAUAGGAAUGGACUGCGACCAGGCCGUUUCUAUGUCACCCACAGCGGACGAGUUGUAAUGGCAAGUGAAGUUGGGGUUGUAGACAUUCCCCCAGAAGAUGUGUGUAGGAAAGGAAGACUAAAUCCUGGCAUGAUGCUUCUGGUGGAUUUUGAGAAGCAUAUAGUUGUAAAUGAUGAUGCCUUGAAGGAACAGUACUCAUUGGCAAAGCCCUACGGGGAUUGGCUCAAAAAGCAGAAGAUUGAACUUAAAGACAUUGUUGACUCUGUUCAUGAAUCUGAAAGAGUGCCACCAACCAUAGCAGGAGUGACUCCACUAUCUAAUGAUGACAUGGAUAUGGAAAAUAUGGGGAUUCAUGGUUUAUUGGCCCCAUUGAAGGCUUUUGGAUAUACAGUUGAAUCAUUGGAAAUGCUAUUACUUCCCAUGGCAAAAGAUGGUGUAGAAGCCCUUGGGUCAAUGGGAAAUGAUACUCCGUUAGCUGUCAUGUCUAAUAGAGAAAAACUUACUUUUGAGUACUUCAAGCAAAUGUUUGCUCAAGUGACAAACCCUCCUAUUGAUCCUAUUCGAGAGAAAAUAGUCACUUCUAUGCAAUGUAUGGUUGGUCCAGAAGGUGAUCUGACGGAAACCACUGAGGAACAAUGCCACCGGCUAUCACUAAAAGGUUCUCUUUUAUCCAUUGAAGAAAUGGAAGCCAUCAAAAAAAUGAAUUAUAGGGGAUGGCGGAGCAAAGUUAUAGACAUAACUUACUCAAAGGAACGUGGUAAGAAUGGGUUGGAGGAAGCCUUGGACAGGAUAUGUGCUGAAGCACAUGAUGCAAUUAAUGAAGGCUACACCACCCUUGUGCUGUCUGAUAGAGCCUUCUCUAGGAAACGUGUUGCUGUGAGCUCCCUCCUGGCUGUUGGUGCUGUCCAUCAACAUCUAGUUAGAACACUUGAGCGCACCAGAGUUGCCUUAAUAGUUGAAUCUGCUGAGCCACGUGAAGUGCACCAUUUCUGCACACUUGUUGGUUUUGGCGCUGAUGCUAUAUGCCCAUAUUUGGCUGUAGAGGCAAUUUGCCGACUGCAGGUUGAUGGAAAGAUCCCACCAAAAGCAAAUGGUGAUUUCUACUCAAAAGAUGAGUUGGUCAAGAAAUAUUUCAAAGCAAGCAACUAUGGAAUGAUGAAGGUUCUUGCCAAGAUGGGAAUAUCAACUCUGGCCUCGUACAAAGGUGCUCAGAUUUUUGAAGCUCUGGGUCUUUCUUCUGGAGUUAUUGAAAAGUGCUUUGCUGGAACUCCAAGUCGAGUUGAGGGUGCAACAUUUGAGAUGCUUGCUCGGGAUGCUCUUCAACUCCAUGAGUUGGCUUUUCCUUCCCGAGUUUUCUCUCCUGGAAGUGCAGAAGCUGUAGCGUUGCCAAAUCCUGGGGAUUAUCAUUGGAGAAAAGGUGGUGAAGUUCACUUGAAUGAUCCACUUGCUAUGGCAAAGCUUCAAGAGGCUGCCAGGACUAACAGUGUAGAUACCUAUAAACAGUAUUCAAAGCUCAUUCAUGAAUUGAAUAAGGCUUGCAAUCUGCGGGGGCUUCUGAAAUUUAAAGAGACAGCAGCUAAAAUUCCCAUUGAUGAAGUGGAACCUGCUAGCGAAAUAGUUAAACGGUUUUGCACUGGGGCCAUGAGUUAUGGGUCCAUAUCAUUGGAGGCACACACGACGUUAGCAAUGGCUAUGAAUAAAAUUGGAGGGAAAUCCAACACAGGAGAGGGAGGUGAGCAACCAUCUCGUAUGGAGCCUCUUGCUGAUGGCUCAAUGAAUCCCAAAAGGAGUGCCAUCAAGCAGGUUGCUAGUGGGAGAUUUGGAGUUUCAAGUUACUACCUUACAAAUGCUGAUGAACUGCAGAUAAAGAUGGCCCAGGGAGCAAAACCUGGUGAGGGAGGUGAACUUCCUGGCCACAAGGUUGUUGGAGACAUUGCUGUCACUAGGAAUUCAACUGCUGGGGUAGGACUUAUCAGUCCACCUCCCCAUCAUGAUAUAUAUUCAAUUGAAGACCUUGCCCAAUUAAUUCAUGAUCUCAAGAAUGCCAACCCGGCUGCUCGAAUUAGUGUGAAGUUAGUAUCUGAAGCUGGAGUGGGGAUAAUUGCUAGUGGAGUUGUUAAAGGUCAUGCCGACCAUGUCUUGAUCUCAGGUCACGAUGGAGGUACCGGGGCAUCCAGAUGGACUGGCAUAAAGAAUGCUGGGUUGCCUUGGGAACUUGGCCUGGUCGAAACUCACCAGACUUUGGUUGCUAAUGACCUACGUGGUCGCACAGUUCUCCAAACUGAUGGGCAACUGAAAACCGGAAGAGAUGUGGCCAUAGCUGCCCUUCUUGGUGCCGAAGAGUUUGGUUUCAGUACCGCUCCACUCAUUACUCUUGGUUGCAUCAUGAUGCGGAAGUGCCAUAAGAACACCUGUCCUGUUGGCAUUGCUACCCAAGAUCCAGUACUCAGAGAGAAGUUUGCUGGGGAACCUGAGCAUGUUAUUAACUUCUUUUUUAUGGUGGCAGAAGAGAUGAGAGAAAUUAUGUCCCAGCUUGGGUUAAGGACUGUUAAUGAGAUGGUUGGCCGUUCAGAUAUGCUCGAAGUUGAUAAAGAAGUUGUUAAGAACAAUGAAAAACUGGAGAACAUUGACCUCUCUUUAUUGCUUAGACCUGCAGCUGAACUACGGCCAGAAGCCGCACAAUACUGUGUGCAAAAACAAGAUCAUGGUUUGGACAUGGCCUUGGAUAAUAAGCUCAUAAGUCUGUCCAAUGCUGCUUUGGAAAAGGGUCUCCCAGUAUACAUUGAAACUCCAAUCUAUAAUGUAAACCGUGCUGUGGGAACUAUGCUUAGUCAUGAGGUGACUAAACGGUACCACUUAGCUGGUCUUCCAACUGAUACCAUCCAUAUCAGAUUUACUGGCAGUGCAGGCCAAAGUUUUGGUGCAUUCCUCUGUCCUGGCAUCACUUUGGAACUUGAAGGCGAUAGCAAUGACUACGUUGGUAAAGGGUUAUCUGGUGGCAAGAUUGUAGUGUAUCCUCCAAAAGGAAGUAACUUUGACCCUAAGGAGAACAUUGUGAUUGGUAAUGUGGCACUGUAUGGGGCCACUUGUGGUGAAGCGUAUUUCAAUGGGAUGGCAGCAGAAAGAUUUUGUGUGCGUAAUUCUGGGGCAAAGGCUGUGGUGGAAGGUGUUGGUGAUCAUGGAUGUGAGUACAUGACUGGUGGAACUGUUGUUGUGCUUGGAAAAACUGGUAGAAAUUUUGCUGCAGGUAUGAGUGGUGGGAUUGCUUAUGUUCUUGAUAUGGAUGGAAAAUUCCAAUCUCGAUGCAACCUGGAGCUUGUAGAUCUGGAUAAGGUUGAAGAGGAAGAGGAUAUCACUACUCUUAGAAUGUUGAUACAGCAACAUCAACGUCACACAAAUAGUAUGCUUGCCAAAGAAGUGCUUGUUGAUUUUGAGAAUCUUCUUCCUAAAUUUAUCAAGGUGAUCCCUAGGGAGUACAAACGUGCUCUUGCAAGUAUGAAGUCUGAUGAAGCCGAUGCAGUGGAGCGCAAAGAUGCAGAAGAGCAAGAUGAUGAAGCACAAGCAAUCGAGAAAGAUGCUUUUGAAGAGCUUAAGAAACUGGCGACUGCAUCUUUGAAUGAGAAACCAAAUGGCAAUACUGAUGAUUCACCCAAGAGGCCAAGUCGAGUCGCAGAUGCCAUUAAACAUAGAGGUUUUGUUGCUUAUGAGCGUGAGGGUGUUAAGUAUAGGGAUCCUAAUGUUCGUAUGACUGAUUGGAAGGAAGUGAUGGAGGAGACAAAGCCUGGUCCACUUUUGAAAACACAGUCAGCACGUUGCAUGGAUUGUGGUACUCCUUUCUGUCAUCAGGAAAAUUCUGGAUGUCCUCUUGGAAAUAAAAUACCAGAAUUUAAUGAGUUAGUAUACCAAAAUAGGUGGCAAGAAGCCUUCGAGAGGCUUCUUGAAACAAAUAACUUUCCAGAGUUUACUGGUCGCGUGUGCCCAGCACCUUGUGAAGGUUCUUGUGUCCUUGGUAUCAUUGAGAAUCCGGUAUCUAUUAAAAGCAUUGAAUGUGCUAUCAUAGACAAGGCUUUUGAAGAGGGUUGGAUGCUGCCACGACCUCCAGUCAAGAGAACUGGGAAAAGAGUAGCCAUAGUUGGAAGUGGACCAUCUGGCUUGGCUGCUGCAGAUCAACUAAAUAAAAUGGGUCAUUUAGUUACAGUGUUCGAAAGAGCUGAUAGGAUUGGAGGGCUUAUGAUGUAUGGGGUUCCCAACAUGAAAACUGACAAAGUGGAUGUAGUUCAACGGCGAGUUAAUCUUAUGGCUGAGGAAGGAGUGAAUUUUGUGGUGAAUGCUAAUGUUGGACAUGAUCCGUUAUACUCUCUUGAUCGACUUAGAGAGGAAAAUGAUGCCAUUGUCUUGGCUGUAGGAGCCACAAAACCAAGGGAUCUUCCUGUACCUGGACGUGAGCUGUCAGGAGUUCAUUUUGCCAUGGAGUUUCUCCAUGCAAACACUAAAAGCUUGCUUGAUAGCAAUCUUCAGGAUGGUAACUACAUUUCUGCCAAGGGCAAGAAAGUUGUUGUCAUUGGUGGGGGUGACACAGGCACGGAUUGCAUUGGGACAUCCAUUCGCCAUGGUUGUUCUAGCAUCGUAAAUCUUGAACUUCUCCCUGAGCCACCACGAACUAGGGCCCCAGGCAACCCGUGGCCUCAGUGGCCUCGCGUAUUCCGUGUAGAUUAUGGGCACCAAGAAGCUGCUGCUAAAUUUGGCAAAGAUCCAAGAUCGUACGAGGUACUGACCAAGCGGUUUGUGGGAGAUGAAAAUGGAGUUGUGAAAGGACUUGAAGUGGUACGUGUUCGCUGGGAGAAAGAUGAGACCGGCAAGUUUCAGUUCAAGGAAAUUGAGGGCUCUGAGGAGAUUAUUGAGGCUGACCUUGUUUUACUAGCCAUGGGAUUCCUUGGUCCUGAAUCUACAACUGCUGAGAAGAUGGGUGUGGAGAGAGACAACAGGUCAAACUUCAAGGCUGAUUAUGGUCGCUUCUCAACAAGUGUGAAAGGGGUGUUUGCUGCCGGGGAUUGUCGCCGGGGACAGUCACUGGUGGUGUGGGCUAUUUCAGAGGGAAGACAAGCCGCUGCACAAGUUGACAACUACCUCACCAAAGAAGACAGAGACCACAGUAUUGACGGAAAUCAGGAUGGACUUGUCAAGAGGCAACAACAAGACCUCAACAAUAAGCAGCAUGGCAGCAGCAAACACACAGUGAUGACUUAGGAAGGCUUUGUGGUUUUUCAUGCACGUAAAGGUUCCAAAGGGAAAUGCACAUAAUAAAAAAAGAAGAUUGUUUUAAAGUUCGAGCAAGAGUAGUUCCAUUGGGUGAGGGGGAAAAUAAGGAGAAAAACAAUAAAAGAAAAAGGAAUUUCAGUGUGUAAGGAAAGCAAGAGGUUGUCUUGGUGUUUGGUGGGUUUUUAGGGUAUAAGGUUAUUGAAGAUUUGAUUAUUGUUCAGUUGUUCAUAGUUUUUAUUCGGUCUUUGCUUUUGGGAAGGUUAGCUCUUAGUACGAUUGUGUGAAUUGAAAUGUACAGUUUGAUAAUUAAUUAUUUAUUUGGA
Molecule: messenger RNA, 7405 nt
Organism: Gastrolobium bilobum
Lineage: Eukaryota; Viridiplantae; Streptophyta; Magnoliopsida; Fabales; Fabaceae
Product: glutamate synthase [NADH], amyloplastic
Exons: 23
Coding region: 465-7070 (2201 amino acids)
Molecular function (GO): FMN binding; iron ion binding; glutamate synthase (NADH) activity
Source: RefSeq, a predicted model, not a curated record